AUGCCGAUGCAAUCAGUAGACGAGGCUGCGGCCAUGAUCGAGCAGAUGCUCGAUGCAAUGAUGACAUCAGAGGACUCUUACAAUGUGGCUACAUUGAAAAAGUCCUUCUGCUUCCUCACACACUGCGAGCGUGACGGUGUGGUUUGGCGCGGCGGCUGGCGCUCGGUGAGUGAUCGCCCGAAGCGUGCUCGUCGUGCCAUGGUGCGUUUCCGUUUGAAGGUGGCGCCGCACAUGGCCAACCCCUUCGGCACGAUGCAUGGUGGAUGCACGGCCACCAUUGCCGACACCCUGUCGUCCUUUGCCCUGCUUUUGCACUGCAGCGGUGAGCCCCACGAGCCCUGGACAACGAUGGGCAUGUCGCAGACGCUGAGCGUGCAGUACGCUGCCCCCCUGUCGAUCGGUACGUGGAUCGAGGUGGAAGCCCGCACCAUGUCGGUGGGCCGUGCUGCGGCUCUUCUGCACAUUGACUUUUUCGCGCUCGACAGCCGCGAUGGCAAGCGUGUGACCCACGCCGCCACGGCCACUCAUACCAAGAUUGAUGUGAGCAAGCCUCAUGCGAAGCUUUAA
Messenger RNA from Malassezia pachydermatis, 567 nucleotides. RefSeq names its product thioesterase family. The transcript is spliced from 2 exons. Lineage: Eukaryota; Fungi; Basidiomycota; Malasseziomycetes; Malasseziales; Malasseziaceae. The record is from RefSeq and is a predicted model, not a curated record. The coding region runs from base 1 to 567 and encodes 188 amino acids. Gene Ontology annotation, molecular function: fatty acyl-CoA hydrolase activity.